Messenger RNA from Myripristis murdjan (pinecone soldierfish), 3573 nucleotides. RefSeq names its product chromosome 12 C18orf54 homolog (gene c12h18orf54). The record is from RefSeq and is a predicted model, not a curated record. Bases 166 to 1908 code for a protein of 580 amino acids. Lineage: Eukaryota; Metazoa; Chordata; Actinopteri; Holocentriformes; Holocentridae. The transcript is spliced from 15 exons.
AGCCUUGAAUCCGCUGGCAGCUGGAGACGAGCUGCUCGGAAAAAUGAUAUUUAGGAGGAAAUAAACCACAUUAAGUUUUAUCUUUUUAUUUUUUAGUAAAGCGAGGAGUUCAUUCGGAGCAUUUCCUGUUUUUGCUCGCAUCUGCUGCUGCCAACGUCCCCGAGCAUGCAGUGCGGCAGUCUGGUCGGCGACGUGCUGUCUCCAGAGUCGACCGUCUCCGCCCUGCUGUCCAGCUCGGGUCACCUGAGGAGCAGCCUGGUCCCUGAACGCAACGCCACCUUCACCUACAGAGACAAGGACUACACGUCGGCGUCCGAGGCGCUGGACGCCUACAUCGCAGACUUCGAGCAGAGUCAUGGGGCCGGUGAGUCGGCGGCGGGGCGGUUGGUGCUGCCGGGACGCCGCCACGCCGGGGCGACCGGACCGAGGACGGCGCCUCGCAACAGAGACGUUCUCAGGGAGCGGCUGACCGACAGGGAGCUGGACUUCCUGACUCUCCCCGUCAGCUCUCUCCGUCACCGUGGCAACCGGGACAGACUCUCCAUGACGACGGAGGAGCUGCUGUCCAUCCCGUGUGACGGAUCGAUGCCCGUCACUCACACCUCCGCCUUCCUCCGAGGCCCGCUGUCCCGCUCUGCAGACGCUCCUGGUUCCUCCUCCAGACUCAGGAGUCGUGUCGGGCUCAGCGGCGCCCCCUCUCUGGGCCGGGAGGACCCUGCAGCCAGAACCUGCUGGACGCCCAGGUCCAGAGGAGAAGCAGGAGGAGCCGCCAUGUUGAGACCAGACUGCCAUGUUUCUCACCUGAGCAGCUUUCAGGCUGCAGACGGGCACGUUGGGCUGGAGCGCCCCCUGCAGGCGGCGGCGGCGGCGGCGUCCUCGUCGCUGCACUUCCCUCGCUGGUUCACCAGCCACAAGUCGGAGAUGAACUUCUCCGGGGUCAGCAGCGUCCCGGAGCUGACCUACCCGACCUGGAUCCACAGCUGUGAGGACCACGAGCCGGGCGGGGUCAGAGCUCCGUCCUGGGUGGCCGAGCUGGACGAUGACGAGGCGACACACUCUGCUGCUGAGGCCGAGACUGAGCACCAGCAGACCCUCAGGGCCCUCAGGCUUCAGUUUGCAGAGCAGAUUUCUCUGGUGGCCUCAGACAGGAAGCAGUCGGACGUGAUGGACAGUCUGUUCAGAGACAACAAGCUGGAGAGUCUGAUCCACCAGGCCGAGUCGGUGCUGAACUCUCUGUCCGGCAGCCUGAGAGGAGGAGCGGACGGACUGCAGCCCCGACCCCCCACUCCUGGAAGUCCAGCCUCCUGCAGCUCGGUUCCCAUCAGCCCCGGCGGCAGCGAGGAGCCCGUCGGUGAGAAACGGCCCGCAGACGCCGAGGAGCCGCUGGACGCCCGGCGGUCCCGGGACAGUCGACCUCCCGCUCAGAACUGUCCAGAGGCAGCAGGGGGCGCCACAGCGUCUCUGACAGCCGGAGAGGCAGAGGCCGGAGGCUCCUGGUGCAGCAGCAGGAAGCUGCCCGGUCCCGUCGAGGCUCUGAAGCAGAUGAUGUUCAGGCUGCAGGCCGUGGAGGCCGAGCUGCAGCGACAGCAACACACACACCCUGCCUCAGCACACACACACCCUGCCGCAGCACACACACACCCUGCCUCAGCACACACACACCCUGCCGCAGCACACACACACACGCCGGGCCUGGACACACACACGCUGGACCUGGACACACACACGCUGGACACAGAGCGCACGGCGGCCCAGCAGUUUAGUUCACGUCACAAAGCGUCGCCUGAGUCCCAGCAGCCCGACUGUUCGUCUGGUGGAGCGUCGCUGCACAGAGCGCUGCAGCACCUGGAGACGCUCAGGAGCCUGGUGGACGAGGAGGGAGGAAGAGGAGGAGCAGGACCCCGAUGAAGAACUUUUUAAAACGUUUCCUGAGGCUUCAUCAGACUCUGCCAGAGACUGACUCAGCCAAUCAGGUGGCAGGAGGAAGGAUCGUGAACCUGACAGCUGCAGUGACAUCACUUCCUGUCAGAGGGAGGACAGGACUUUGACUCCCUCGGCCCAGACGGAGCUCCCAGAGUAAAGGCAACACGUUCAGAAACCAGCAGCAACAAACAGGAGCAGCUCAAGAAAAACCAAAAAGUCCUGGGUCCGUUUUUUUUUUUUUGUUUGUUUGUUUUUUUGGCUGUUGGGACUGGAAAGUAGAUCCGGCAGAUGCCGUCUGCAGGAAACUUCCAUAUUGUAUCCCUACACCAGGAAGAAACGGCCCAAUAGAACUUUCUUUCUCUCACACACACACACACACACACACACACACACACACACACACACGUAUUUGUGUAUUCAGUCAGAGAUUAGCCGCAGAUUGUUUGGACAUUUUGAGAUUUAAUUGGAAAAAAAAAACUUUUGUUACUUUUUGUUUCAAAGCAAAAACUUUGCGACGUGUUUGAAGGGUUUGGGUGAAUUUCUGUUGAUUUCCAGUUUUAUAUAAACUUAUAAAAAACCUCAAUGUGCAAAGAAAACACUUUACAUUUUAAUUAUCAUUAUUAAUGUUGCCCUUAUGUGAACCCUCUCUGAACUGUAAACAGAUUAUUUAUAGUCAUUAGUUCAUUAAUCAAGUAUUAAUUAACAGUCAGAAACUGAAGUGAUCAGUGUUUUUAUGACCAUUGAUGUUCAAUGUGAAGCCGUACAGUUGUUUUUUUUUUUUUUUGAGAACCUGAUUUAAAACAGUUUUUCACUCUGAUCCACUUUUCAGUCCAAUGAUACUGUUUUCUUGUAAUUUUUCUGCAAAUUAAACCGAUGUUCCAGUCUCUCGUUUUUGCUAAUUUCACCUUUUUCCCAGGAAAUUUAUUUCUUUCAAAAAUAGAAAAGUAAAAAGCAAGAAAUGAUGCAUAAGUUGGCAAAAAAGUUACAAUGACCAGAAAACUAACAACAAAAUAUUUUUCAUAAUGACAAAGUAUAUUUAUAAUUAAAGCUUUACUUCUUUUUAUUUUAACAUAAAGGUCAGAUCAGAUUGUUUCUGAAAGGCGGCUCAUGCAGCCCCGUCCAGGACCCCCGGGGGCCCCCGGACCCCGACUUUGAACACCUUCCCACCCAGACUGAAGUGAAGCUCGGAGCCGCUCAGUUUUGCUCACAUUUUAUUCAGAAGCUGUGAGAGACUUUCAGGUUACAAGGCAGAUGAAGACAACAGAUGGAUCGCAGGUUCCCCGCCUCAGCCUGGAGAACCAGAACCAGAACGGAGAACCAGAACCAGAACCCGAACCAGAACCCAGCCGAGGCCGGAGAACAGCCGACAGACAGGAGAGGAAGCAGAGACUCGGCUCAAACAGAAAGAUGACGAGGGAAGCGUCUCCAGGAUCAGAGUCCAAACAAACGAGAUGAGCUGCUUUUGAUUUUCCUGAUCGAAUCACAAAUCAGACGGAUCAUCAGGAUCAUCAGGAUCAGACGGAUCGCCGCUGAUGAUCCUGAUGAUCUGCUGAGAUGAUUUUCUCUGACCUGUUAAAUUGUUUACCGUGUCGGUGCUGUUGCUAGGCAGAUCUGUGGCUCAGAAAUAAACAAAUAAAUAUUCUGCACAUU